GCCUUCAUUUCCCCUAGGCAGAGUGACUAAGAUGGAACCGUUGUUGGAGCCGCGGUUGGGUUUCUGGGCCGGGGGCCCCUCGCCUGGCCAGUUCUAUCGUAUCCCGCCCGUUCCGGGAGUCCUCCCGGGGCCGGAAAGUACUACCUGCGGAGGCCCGAUUACUCGGACGCAGAACCCGAUGGUGACAGGGACCUCUGUCCUAGGUGUGAAAUUUGAGGGUGGUGUAAUAAUUGCGGCAGAUAUGCUGGGUUCCUAUGGCUCCCUGGCUCGUUUUCGAAAUAUCUCUCGAAUCAUGCGUGUCAACAACAAUACCAUGCUUGGUGCUUCUGGGGACUAUGCCGAUUUCCAGUAUGUGAAGCAAGUCAUUGAUCAGAUGGUGAUUGAUGAAGAACUGCUGGGUGAUGGACACAGCUACAGUCCCAAAGCCAUCCAUUCUUGGUUGACUAGAGCCAUGUACAGCCGCCGUUCUAAGAUGAAUCCGCUCUGGAACACCAUGGUCAUCGGUGGCUACGCUGAUGGGGAAAGCUUCCUUGGCUAUGUGGACAUGCUCGGUGUAGCUUAUGAAGCCCCCACACUGGCCACUGGUUAUGGUGCCUACUUAGCCCAGCCCUUAAUGCGAGAGUUUCUGGAAAAGAAGCCAGUUCUAAACCAGGCAGAGGCACGGGAGCUGGUGGAACGCUGCAUGCGCGUGCUGUACUACCGGGAUGCUCGUUCUUACAACAGGUUUGAAGUUGCCACAGUGACUGAGAAAGGAGUUGAAGUAGAGGGACCUCUGUCUGCAGAGACCAAUUGGGAUAUUGCCCACCUGAUCAGUGGUUUUGAGUGAUGCAGUUUUAUCUCCAGCCUCUUCUAUUAUGCUCUAAGUUACUACUGACCCUGCUAUUAACCAUGUUGGCUGUCCCAGGACUGAGAUUUGACUUUCUUCUUUUAUAAGCGAUUGAUAGGAAAUAAAUAAUUCUGGACUUUU
This is a messenger RNA of Antechinus flavipes (yellow-footed antechinus), 967 nucleotides long. RefSeq names its product proteasome 20S subunit beta 4 (gene PSMB4). Gene Ontology annotation, cellular component: proteasome core complex. The transcript is spliced from 7 exons. Lineage: Eukaryota; Metazoa; Chordata; Mammalia; Dasyuromorphia; Dasyuridae. Bases 32 to 826 code for a protein of 264 amino acids. The record is from RefSeq and is a predicted model, not a curated record.